CGCGUUUUGACAUGGCUAACUAAGUUAGUCCGACGAACUAACUUCAUACUCAGAGUCCGCGGAGGUGUUCGUAGCACGCUUUGCACAUAAAACCUGCCCCGAUGCCAUGAUGAGUUCCUGGCUCUUUGUACCUCUUCUUGCUCGGGCUGUAUUUGCUCAUCGUCCCUGUGGAUGCUGUCCUUUGCUUACGAAUUUGGAAUGUUCACAGAGCUUACGGAGUACUUUUGAUUUUUGUACAAUGUACACCCGCCGGGUUUGGCGGCUCGCGGGCUCGCCGUGGCAAUCGAUGCACGGACAACAAAAUCGACACGCCAAGAUCGAAUACGACUCUAGCUUCUAAUUCAUUUAGGUUUUGGCGAUGAGCCACUCUUGGCCUUGGACGCGAGCCAAUCCCCAAGCCUCGUACGGAGUAUUGCAGUCCCCUUAAACCGUGAGGGUUCUCCUCUACUCAGGUGGUAA
This is a messenger RNA of Eremomyces bilateralis CBS 781.70, 459 nucleotides long. RefSeq lists its product as uncharacterized. The coding region runs from base 107 to 340 and encodes 77 amino acids. Lineage: Eukaryota; Fungi; Ascomycota; Dothideomycetes; Eremomycetales; Eremomycetaceae. The transcript has a single exon. The record is from RefSeq and is a predicted model, not a curated record.